Messenger RNA from Rangifer tarandus platyrhynchus (Svalbard reindeer), 765 nucleotides. The record is from the annotation of a GenBank genome assembly. NCBI's taxonomy places the organism in Eukaryota, Metazoa, Chordata, Mammalia, Artiodactyla, Cervidae.
AUGAGAAGCGAGCCCGGGCCUGGGGGAGGCCCCGCUGAGACUCGGCAGAUCCUCAGCACACUGUCAGUGGGGGUCCUGGUCCACCCGUACAAGCGUCCUCCGUCCCCGCUGACGCCGAGCCGGCCGCCUGGUGAGGACACCCUCCUCCUCUCCUGUCACGGCUGCUUCCCAACAAAGCAGAACAGAAGCCCCAUCCAGCGCAAGGCUCAGUCUCACUGCGGUGGAUUCCUCCGAGAGCGGCGGGAAGAAACCUUUAAAGUGCCAACACUUUAUCCACCCACGUCCCCCAGAGUGCUGAGUGUCGUCUCGGGCGAGUGUGCGUCCUCCAGGCUUUGCCCGCCUGUGCUUUCCCACUCUCCUCUCGCCUUCCUGCGUGUGGAGGCGCUCACGUUCCGAGUGCUAAUGCACCAGCAGGCCUCCAUCUGUCUUCCCAGCUCCUCCAUCCCCUCGGAGGCAAUGGAGGGUCUGUCUGCCCACCUGCAGAAGCUGUCGGGGAGGGGGGUGCUCAGCCCUGGGAAACCUUCCGCCCUGCUUCUGCUCCGUCCCGGAGCAGUGGAAGGGGCCGUCCUGGCCGAGGGGGCAAGGGGAUGGGCAGGAGGCAGGGGCAGGGAGGGGGCCGUGCGCGCCUGCCCCAGACCCCCUGCGCCCCGUCGCCAGCGUCUUCCCAGCCUGCAGCCCCCGGGCCGAGCCCACGCUGCGCGAACGGCCCGUCACCCCUCCCGCCUCACCCCCUUCCUGCCAGGACUGCCCUCGCUCUCGCCCUAA